UGGAGGUAUUUACCUCUCCGAGGGCCCGAUAGACGGGCGAGGGCUGAGGUGGAGGUUGCUCGGUUUGGUUAAUCUUUUACCGCCCCUCGGUCUCCGCCAUGGAUUCCUGGGUCCGUUUCAGCGCCCAAAGCCAAGCCAAGGAGCGGGUCUUCAGAGCUGCCCAAUAUGCCUGCACCCUAUUAAGCUAUGCCUUGCAGAAGAAUGGAGCUGGCCCUGACUUCCUUGCAAGGAUCAAGCAGCUGGAGGCUCAUCUGAGCUUGGGACGCAAGCUAUUCCGACUGGGGAAUUCUGCAGAUGCUCUGGAGGCGGCCAAAAGAGCCAUCCACCUGUCAGACAUCGUCCUCCGUUUCUGCAUCACAGUGAGCCAUUUAAACCGAGCCAUGUACUUUGCCUGCGACAACAUCUUGUGGGCCGGGAAAUCAGGCCUUGUUCCACACAUGGACCAGGAGAAGUGGAGCCAGCGUUCAUUCAGAUACUACCUCUUCGCGCUGAUUAUGAACUUGAGCCGAGACGCCUACGAAAUCCGGCUCCUGAUGGAGCGCGAGACCAACGCAAAGUCCCAGAAAGGAAGCUGCCGGAACGGCAGAUCUGGCCCGGGAGACGACCGUGGCUUCCAGCAGCUGGCCCUGAAGGUGAAGCUGCAGCUCGCUCUCCUGGCCCAAGUGCUCCGGAACAACCCUCCCCUCCUUCUGGACGUGAUGAAAAACGCCUGUGACAUUUUCAUUCCCUUGGACAAGCUGGGCCUGUACAGGAGCAGCUCUGGUUUCGUGGGGCUCUGUGGCCUGACCUCCUCCGUCCUUUCCAUCCUCACCAUCCUCCACCCGUGGCUGAAGCUGAAACCUUGAUCGGUGCCAAGAGGCUAAGCCGAGCUCCUUCCUCUCCUGAAUUUCCCCCUGGCGGAAACUCGCUUGGGGGGUGCUAAUAACAUGGCAGGCUCUGCCAGCCAGGAAGCAGAAGUUCCUCCGAGCUUUGGAGAAAGGAUGAGAGACCCUCCUUUCUACACUCUUUAAAUGGAACCCAGCAGGUUGACAAACAACUGUGGGAAUGGCCCUUGUGGGGAGCCUUUAGUAUUUGGGGUUAUCAGGCCAGGGGGAACUGGAGCAUCCGCCUUUUCAUGUCUUAUUUAUUUAGGAAGAAGCAAAUAAAAUGAAAAAUACACUA
This is a messenger RNA of Pseudonaja textilis, 1161 nucleotides long. RefSeq names its product peroxisomal biogenesis factor 11 beta (gene PEX11B). NCBI's taxonomy places the organism in Eukaryota, Metazoa, Chordata, Lepidosauria, Squamata, Elapidae. The record is from RefSeq and is a predicted model, not a curated record. Gene Ontology annotation, biological process: peroxisome fission. Gene Ontology annotation, cellular component: peroxisomal membrane.